AUGGCUUGCAAACUCCAAGACCACAUCGACUCCCUCCAAACCCUUCCUCUCGCAGAGGGAAUCCAAGCAAUCGCCGACCUCAUCCCAGGUCUGACUAGCGUUAUCCCCCGCGAAUACGGGUACUUCGUUCAACACCCCGACUACGAAGGUAUCGGCAACCUGAACGACAUCGGCACACUCUGGCUGAAGCUCGGAUCGCAAUGCCAUGAUGACCACGCGCCACUCGAAGUGCGUCUCGUGCACACGUCCAUGGACGACCCGAUCUUCGAAGUCUACGGCACUAGCUAUGAUAUGCUGAAGGAGGGACUAGCUGAUGGAACCGUGACCCCUCCCCCGCCCGCUAAUUACUGCGGCUGUUGUCACGGGGAGGCGAGCGCUACGAUCUUGAAUCGUUUCCAUGAUCGCCACGGUCUGUUUUUCACCGAAGAUGAGUACAAAUCUAUCUGGGGGGAUGAACCGAAUGCAGGACAGACACUUAGUGGGUGGACCGAAGAAAAGGGUUGGACAAAGUGUAGUAUCAAUGCAAGCAAGGAGCAGAUUGAGGAGGCUCUAGCGCGGAAUCCGGCUGUUGGGAUUCCAAGCAUGCUUUGA
Penicillium griseofulvum is the source of this 591-nucleotide messenger RNA. RefSeq lists its product as uncharacterized. Bases 1 to 591 code for a protein of 196 amino acids. Lineage: Eukaryota; Fungi; Ascomycota; Eurotiomycetes; Eurotiales; Aspergillaceae. The transcript has a single exon. The record is from RefSeq and is a predicted model, not a curated record.